CUUCCUCGUGACGUUGCGCACGUAGGGGCAGGUGGUGCAGGCGAAGCGGUGGCAGCGCGGCCCCUCCUCGGCCACCAGCACGUUGCCGCAGGCCGGGCAAAAGAGCAGCAUCGCCGAUUCCGCGGCGCCGACCGCCCCUUCCGGCGCGACGAUGGCGGCGGCGGCGGCGGAGCCCGAAGAGGAGCUGGCGCACGCCGAGGUGCUGGAGCUCUUCCAGGCGGCGCUGGCGCGCCUGGUGCAGGACCCGCUGCUCUGUGACCUCCCGCCGCAGGUGACGGCGGAGGAGAUCGGCUCGCAGGUGGCGCUGGAGUACGGGCAGGCCAUGACGGUGCGCGUCUGCAAGGCGGACGGCGAGACCAUGCCGGUGGUGGUGGUGCAGAACGCCUCGGUGCUGGACCUAAAGAAGGCGCUGCGGCGGCACGUCCAGCUGCGGCAGGCACGGCAGGGCGGCGUGCAGCACCUCAGCUGGAAGUACAUAUGGAGGACGUACCACUUAACCUACGGCGGGGAGAAGCUGGCAGAUGACAGAAAGAAGCUGCGAGAGUAUGGCAUCAGAAACCGGGAUGAGGUCAGCUUCAUAAAGAAGCUUCGAAAGUAACCUGUCAGAAACUUGAGUUCAACCAAGUCAUUGUUCUCAGAAGACAGGACACACCAUGAUACUUCUGGUCAUAUUUCUGUGCAACUGAAGCAUUUAAGAACAGGAAGCACUAGUAGCAUGUAUUUUUACCUGUUUGUAAUCUAUACAGACAUGAUUCUGGCAUUAUGCUGCUAUUUUAUAAAGUUGUGCACACAAACACAAGAUGUGGCCAAGACUCAAGCUUAGUUAUUUUAAAAUUAUCUGUGCUUCCCCUCCACAUCUGAAAACACAGUCACAGUGUCUGAAGAGCAGUGGCAAGAGCAGCUUUUCCAAAUGCUUGGGUUUUUGUUUUGUGGCUCCAGGUACCUGGGUUAGAAACUGUUGCUUUUGUGACCACAGUAACCUUUUUUCUUCUUUCAACACUGCCACAUUUGCAACAUCCAGUGUAAUAAAAUGUGUAACAGAAGCCAUCUGCCGCAUGGUGCCUGUGCCCAGCAGUCACCUAUGUCACUGGCUGAUCCACCUCACUGGUGGUGUGGUGAUAAGAGAGCCCAGCAUGCAGAAACUAUUGUCACUGCCAGAUAUUUUCUUUCUCUAACACAGAGUGCAGAGAAUCCAGCCCUAUCAAGAGCAGCGUGGGGAUCCGGCACUAUCCUGGAGGAGAAAGGUGGUAUCAUGUCAAAGAGAAACAAACUCCAGUUGAAAUGGACAUUCUCACAUGGUUUUUUGCAGUUGCUAUUUGAAAUGUCUGCCUCUGAGCUGUAAGUGGAGUGCACUUGCAGUGAUUAAAGAGACUCUCUUUUUUUUCUGA
Messenger RNA from Strigops habroptila (Kakapo), 1388 nucleotides. It is a transcript of the gene SNRNP25, whose product is annotated as small nuclear ribonucleoprotein U11/U12 subunit 25. Gene Ontology annotation, molecular function: protein binding. Gene Ontology annotation, biological process: mRNA splicing, via spliceosome. Gene Ontology annotation, cellular component: U12-type spliceosomal complex. The transcript is spliced from 6 exons. NCBI's taxonomy places the organism in Eukaryota, Metazoa, Chordata, Aves, Psittaciformes, Psittacidae. The record is from RefSeq and is a predicted model, not a curated record. The coding region runs from base 152 to 598 and encodes 148 amino acids.